AUCGGAAUUGUUGGAAGGAGAAAAAAAAAAAAAAGAAAAAAAAAAGAACAAGAAAGCUUCCUCUUUCAGACCAACAUAGAACGCAACCAAAGAGCGACUCAAAGAUAGAGCGUUUAAAGGGAAGAAAGAUUGGAAAAUUUUUUCACGAAGUUUUAAAAGGAGGGAGAUUUUCAGAGAGAUUGAUUUCAGAACUUGUAAUCAAUUGAGUUCUUCUUGAUCCGUACAUCGCUUACUCAGUCUCUCGCGCGCUCUACGGGUCUUGAAUUGGGAGGAAGAUUCAAGAAUUUGAAGAUAUCGCAGUAUGAGCAUCGAGAGCCCUGGCGAAAGGGAGAGUUAGGGUUUUGAGUUUAAGCGAUAGAGGUGAGAUUUCCAUGGGCGAUGGAGGCGUCGCAUGCAUACCUUUGCAACAACAACAGCAGCAUAUUAUGGAGACGUUUCCAAUUCCUUCAGAGAAAAUGCUUUGUGCAGGUAAGAAUAAUGGGUUCAAUUCAAAGUCUACAGUCAAAUUCAGUGAGGCAGAACGGAAGCAGAAGAUGAAGGUGAAGAAAGAAGAGGUCGUAGCGAAGGAUGUUGAAUUGGGAAGAACAGAAUCAGGAUUGGAUAAGCCAGGUAAGAGUAGCAGAGAAGUUGGGCAUGCUGAAAAUGGUGUUGAUAAUGCAGAGAAAGAUGAAGUUGAAGAGGGUGAAUUGGGAACGUUGAAGUGGUCGAGAGUGGAAGUAGAGAAUGGGGAGUUUGUGCCUGAGAAGUCAAGAAGAGGUGGAAUUGAAAACAGUGAAAAAUGGAGGAAACCGGAGAUUGAAAAAGGAGACCAUGUACGGGGAAAAUGGCGGAGAGGGGAUAUAGAGAAAGGGGAGAUAGUUCCAGAGAAGAGUAGAAAGCUUGAGGCUGAGAAUAGAUCACGGAGGUUGGCGAAGGAUGAAAUUGAGAGAGGAGAGUUCAUUCCAGAUAGAUGGGAAAAGGGUGAUAUUCUGAAGGACGACUUUCGUUAUUCAAGAACACGCAGAUACGAGUCUGAGAAGGACAGAGCUUGGAAAAGUGUGCGUGAGCCAACACCACCUCUUGUGAAGUACUCAACUGAUGAUGUUAUAAGAAGGAAAGAACUAAAUCGAAGUGGGAAUCAGCACGGAAAAACUACACCCAGAUGGGAGAAUGGCCAAGACAGAGGUUCAAGGUAUGGUUCAAAGCUUUUGAAUGAUGAAGUUUCUCAUAGGAACGACUACAAUGAUGGUAAGAACUUUGGAAAAGAUUAUUCUUCUAGCAAUCGUUUGAAGCGCUAUAGUCUGGAAUCAGAUAAUUUUGAGCGUAAACAUUAUGGUGAUUAUGGGGAUUAUGCUGGCUCAAAAAGCAGGAGGCUUUCAGAGGAGAGCAGUAGAACUUCUCACUCUGAUCAUUAUUCAAUCCGCCCUAUGGAAAGGUCUUGUAAAAAUUCUUCUUCUUCUUCUCGGGUAUCUUCAUCUGAUAAGUUCUCUACGAGACAUUAUGAAUCUUCUUCUACAUCUUCUCGGGAAGCUUAUAACAGACAUGGGCAUAGUCCUGGUCAUUCUGAUAGGUCACCUCGUGAAAAAGCUCGAUAUCACGAUCACAGGGACCGCAGCCCUGCUUAUCGGGAUAGAUCACCAUUUAUUGGUGAAAGAUCACCAUAUGGUCGGGAUAAAUCACCAUAUGACCGGAGUCGUCACUAUGACCAUCGUUAUCGUAGUCCUCAUGCCGAGCGGUCCCCACAAGAUCGAGCUCGGUGUCAUGGUCGUAGAGAUCGAACACCGAACUAUUUGGACAGAUCACCUCUUGACCGGAGUAGGAUCAAUAACCACAGAGAAACAAGCCGAAGAAGCAAAGGAAGUGAAAAACAUAGUCUGCACAAUGAAAGCAGAACUCGGGAAGAUAAAACUACACCAAAGGACUCUGAUGGAAGAGAAUCAGUUGCGACAACAAAAGAAUCCUGUGACGAGAUCAACGAGCAGAAUACCAAUGGAUCUAUCGAGACUGUUGGUGACUGCAGGUCUUAUGAAGGGGAGGAGAAGUCUCAGAGUCCAAACCAAACUUGUACAGAACUGUCUCAUGUGGAUGGAGUUCCUGAAGAGCUGCCUUCCAUGGAGGAGGAUAUGGAUAUUUGCGAUACCCCGCCACAUGCUCCCUUGGUUACUGAUACAUCAACAGGUAAAUGGUUUUAUCUUGAUUAUUAUGGUGUGGAGUGUGGACCUACAAGACUGUAUGAUCUGAAGGCACUUGUUGAAGAAGGUUCUUUAAUGUCGGAUCACUUUAUCAAGCACUUGGAUAGUGAUAGAUGGAUGACAGUCGAGAAUGCUGUUUCUCCUUUGGUCACCAUAAAUUUUCCAUCCAUUGUACCAGACUCUGUUACUCAGUUGGUGAGCCCUCCUGAAGCAACCGGCAAUGUGUUGGCAGAUGUCACAGAUACUGGACAAUUAAACAUUCAAGGUGGUCAUUCUGAACAUAAUCAAAUUCCUAGUGAUGAACCAAAUUUACCUUCUGAUGAAGGUGUGGAUGCUUCUGAGGCAUUAGGAGAUCUUCACAUCGAUGAAAGGAUCGGUGCUUUGUUGGAGGAUAUCACUGUUAUUCCUGGCAGAGAACUUGAAACAAUUGCAGAAGUUUUGCAGAUGACUUUGGAUGGUGAACAAUGGGAAAGAUUGGCCAUCUCCGAAGGUUUCUCAGAUCAUUUUGGUGAACAGCUCGAUCAAAGUACUGAUGAUGUUGUGGAAUUUACUGACUUUGCAACAUCAGUGGAUUCUGGUUCCAAAACAUAUGUACCAUCUGACAAGGACUUUGUAGUUGAUGAUGGUGACUUGACUUCUGGACCAUGGUCUUGCAAGGGUGGUGAUUGGAGGAGAAAUGAUGAAUCUGCCCCAGAAAGAAAUGCUAGAAAGAAGCUUGUUCUGAAUGAUGGUUUUCCACUAUGUCAGAUGUCCAAAUCAGGUUAUGAGGAUCCUAGAUGGCAUCAGAAGGAUGAGUUGUAUUAUCCUUCUCAAAGUAAACGACUUGAUCUGCCUCCUUGGGCAUUUACUUGUCUUGAUGAUAGGCUAACGGCAGCAGUAAGGGGGACUAAGGGAACUAUGCUACCUGUCAUCAGGAUAAACGCUUGUGUGGUAAAAGAUCAUGGUUCAUUUGUCUCUGAGCCUCGCAUGAAGGUUAGGGGUAAAGGGCAUUCAAGGUCUAGGCUAUUCUCUUCAAAUGCUGAUGGGAAGCGAUCAGCUGAUGGUGAUUCUCAGUUGAAGAUUGCUCGAGAUGUAAGUUCAGAGAGGUCCUUCAAGGCUACUGCUUUUAUUAGCAUCCCUAAAGAUCGACUUUGCUCGUAUGAUGACUUGCAGUUGCAUUUUGGUGAUUGGUAUUACCUUGAUGGUGCUGGACAUGAAUGUGGGCCUUCUUCAUUUUCAGAACUACAGUUACUAGUAGAUCAAGGUGUUAUUCAAAAGAACAGUAGUGUUUUCAGGAAGUUUGAUAGGGUAUGGGUUCCUGUAACAUCUUUUGCAGAAUGUUCUGAAUCGACAAGGACUCAGAUGGAGAAAGUACCAUUAUUAGGUGAUACAACAAAAAAUCCAGUUUCAGUAUCUGGGGACAAUUCCUUUGGUGGACUCAUCAAAACUUCAGAUAUGUUUCAUGAACUACAUCCUCAGUUUGUUGGAUUUACUCGAGGAAAGUUACAUGAAUUAGUUAUGAAAUUUUACAAGAGCCGGGAGUUCGCUGCAGCAAUAAAUGAUGUCUUAGAUCCAUGGAUCAAUGCAAAGCAACCAAAGAAGGAGAUGGAGAAGACCAUGCACUGGAAAUCAGAUGGCAGUGCACGUGCUGCUAAAAGAGCCAGAGUGCUGGUUGAUGAAAGUGAAGACGAUUAUGAAGUGGAUGAGGAUUUGCUGCAUCAACAUCAAAAGGAUGAAAUUGCAUUUGAGGAUUUAUGUGGUGAUGCUACUUUCCACGGAGAAGAGAGUACAAGUUUGGAGGUUGAGUCCUGGGGUUUCCUUGAUGGUCAUAUUCUGGCACGGAUUUUUCAUUUUCUGCAGUCUGACCUAAAAUCCUUAUCUUUCGCUUCUGUAACUUGUAAGCACUGGAGAGCGGCUGUUAGGUUUUACAAGGAUAUCUCCAAACAGGUUGAUUUAUCAUCUUUGGGUCCAAACUGUACAAAUUCCACAUUCAUGAAUAUCAUGAGUACUUACAAUAAAGAAAAGGUCACUAUUAUAAUUCUAGUUGGCUGCACCAACAUUACCCCAGUAAUACUUGAAGAGAUUCUUGGCAUGUUUCCUCAGUUAGCCUCUAUAGAUGUUCGAGGCUGCAGUCAGUUCAUUGAUUUGCCUUCUAAGUACCCAAAUAUAAAUUGGGUGAAAAGAAGUUUAAAUGCUUCUAAAAACAAUGAAGAAACACAUUCUAAAAUGAGGAGCCUCAAGCAUAUAACUGAAAAAUCUUCUCUUUCUAAAAUUAAGGGCCUCAGUUCUAAUGCGGAUGAUUUUGGGGAGCUGAAGGAGUAUUUUGAGAGUGUGGAUAAGCGAGAGUCAGCAAAUCAGUUAUUCCGCAGAAGCUUAUACAAGCGUUCAAAAGUAUUUGAUGCUAGAAAGUCCUCAUCAAUUGUUUCUAGAGAUGCCCGCAUGAGACAAUGGUCUAUUAAGAAAUCAGAAGUUGGAUAUAAGAGGAUGGUGGAAUUUCUUGCUUCCAGUCUGAAGGAGAUCAUGAGGGACAAUACAUUUGAAUUCUUUGUGCCCAAGGUUGCAGAAAUUCAGGACAGAAUUAGAAACGGUUAUUACAUUAAGCGGGGGCUUGGUUCUGUCAAGGAAGACAUCAGUCGAAUGUGUAGGGAUGCAAUAAAAGCUAAGAGCCGGGGUGAUGGAGAUAUGAAUCACAUCAUUACGCUAUUCAUUCAGCUUGCCACCCGUUUGGAGAAGAAAUCAAAGGUACGUCUGGAGAAGGAUGAAGUGAGCUCUUGGGAAGAUGACUCUUCUUCAAGACUUGGUUCUUCUGCUGCUUCAAAGUACAAAAGGCGGCUUGGUAAAAUAGGUACUGAAAGGAAAUACACAAACAGAAGCAACGGCUCCAUAUUUGGAAAUGGCGCUUUAGACCAUGGAGAGUAUGCAUCUGAUCGAGAAAUUAGGAGGCGCUUAUCCAGAUUGAAUAAGAAAGCAAUGGGAUCCGAGAGUGAAACAUCUGAUGAGUUUGAUAGGUCUUCUGGAGAUGGCAAGAGUGGCAGCGAGAACAGUGUCUCAGAUACGGAAAGUGAUUUGGAGUAUUCAUCAGGUCGACUUGAAUCCAGAGGAGAUAAAUGCUUUAUUCUUGAUGAGGCAUUUGAUUCUACUAUGGAUGACCGUGAAUGGGGUGCUCGUAUGACAAAAGCAAGCCUUGUUCCUCCUGUCACAAGAAAGUAUGAGUUGAUCGACGAAUAUGUUGUCAUAGCUGAUGAGGAGGAAGUGCGACGCAAGAUGAGGGUAUCUUUACCAGAUGACUAUGUCGAGAAAUUAAAUGCUCAGAAGAAUGGUGCUGAGGAGUUGGAUAUGGAACUUCCUGAAGUCAAGGACUACAAGCCUCGAAAGAAAAUUGGGGAUGAGGUUUUAGAGCAGGAAGUUUAUGGAAUUGACCCAUAUACACACAAUCUUUUGCUUGAUUCUGUGCCUGAAGAAUUGGAUUGGUCUCUAAUGGAAAAACAUUUGUUUAUUGAAGAUGUGCUGCUUCGCACUCUGAAUAAACAGGCCAUACAUUUUACAGGCACAGGAAAUACUCCCAUGAAGUAUCCUUUACUGCCCGUUAUUGAAGAAAUUGAGAAGGUUGCUGCAGAAGAAUGUGAUAUACGAACAAUGAGGCUGUGUCAAGGUAUUUUGAAGGCCAUACAUAGUCGACCAGAAGAUAAGUAUGUUGCUUAUAGGAAGGGGCUGGGUGUUGUAUGCAACAAACAGGAAGGUUUUGGAGAAGACGAUUUCGUUGUUGAAUUUUUGGGAGAGGUUUAUCCUGUAUGGAAAUGGUACGAGAAACAGGAUGGAAUUAGGUCAUUACAGAAAAAUGACAAGGACCCAGCUCCCGAAUUUUAUAAUAUCUAUUUAGAAAGACCAAAGGGUGAUGGGGAUGGUUAUGAUUUAGUGGUAGUUGAUGCCAUGCACAAAGCAAACUAUGCAAGCCGCAUUUGCCAUUCAUGCCGACCUAAUUGUGAAGCAAAAGUUACUGCCGUGGAUGGCCAUUACCAAAUUGGAAUUUAUACCUUGCGCAAAAUACAGUAUGGUGAAGAAAUUACAUUUGAUUAUAAUUCUGUCACGGAGAGCAAGGAAGAAUACGAAGCAUCAGUCUGUUUAUGUGGCAGCCAUGUUUGCCGAGGUAGCUACUUGAAUUUGACUGGUGAUGGUGCCUUUCUUAAGGUACUGGAGGAAUGGCAUGGCGUUUUGGAUUGUCAUCAACUGAUGCUAGAGGCCUGUGAAUUAAAUACAGUGUCAGAAGAUGACUAUCUUGACUUGGGUAGGGCUGGAUUAGGCAGUUGUUUACUCGGGGGUUUACCUGAUUGGUUGGUGGCUUAUUCAGCUCGUGUGGUGAGGUUCAUUAACUUUGAAAGAACAAAGCUUCCGCAAGAGAUUCUGGCUCAUAAUUUGGAAGAGAAAAGGAAAUACUUCUCAGAUAUCUGCCUUGAUGUUGAGAAGAGUGAUGCCGAAGUUCAGGCGGAGGGUGUUUACAACCAAAGGCUACAAAAUUUGGCUGUUACUCUCGACAAGGUGCGAUAUGUGAUGAGAUGCAUUUUUGGCGACCCAAAGAAUGCCCCACCUCCAUUGAAGAGGCUCAGUCCUGAGGAAGCUGUAUCUUAUAUAUGGAAUGGAGAGGGAUCACUAGUAGAGGAGCUGCUUCUGAGCAUGGCUCCACAUGUUGAAGAAGACUUGAUAAGUGAUCUCAAAUUGAAGAUUCGUGCCCACGAUCCAUUAUGCUUUAAUGACAUUCAAAAGGAACUUCAACAGUCUCUAUUGUGGUUGAGAGAUGAAGUUCGUAACAUUCCUUGUACAUACAAAUCCCGUAAUGAUGCUGCUGCAGAUUUGAUUCAUAUUUAUGCUUUUACUAAGAAUUUUUUUAGAAUACAGGAAUACAAAGCUGUAACUUCCCCACCAGUUUACAUUAGUUCACUUGACUUGGGUCCCAAGUAUGUGGAUAAGUUAGGGACAGGUUUUCAAGAGUACUGCAAGACGUAUGGUCCGAAUUAUUGCUUAGGGCAACUAAUUUUUUGGCACAACCAGCAAAACAUCGAUCCAGAUUGUAGCCUGGCUACGGCCAGCAGGGGUUGCUUGUCUUUGCCAGAGAUAGGCUCCUUCUAUGCCAGAGUUCAGAAGCCUUCUCGGCAGCGUGUAUAUGGCCCAAAGACUGUCAAAUUUAUGCUGUCAAGGAUGGAGAAGCAGCCGCAGAGACCGUGGCCGAAGGAUCGUAUAUGGUCAUUCAAGAACUCCCCCAAAGUAAUUGGGAGCCCAAUGCUGGAUGCGGUCUUGAACAACUCACCGCUAGAGAAGGAUUUGGUACAUUGGCUAAAGCACAGAACGCCCAUAUUUCAAGCCAUGUGGGAUCGGUAAACUUUUGGUAGGAGUAGGUAGGAACAUUAGCCAAAGCCUCCUCUGUAUAUUGUUUUGGAAUGAUUUCUCCAUUUUUAGUUCACCGCUGCCCUAAAUAGUUGGGGGGUGGUAGUUACAUCAUUCCAGAGCAUCAUUACUAGUGUAGCUUCUUCCUUCCCCAUUCUUGUGUACAGUUUUUUCUUUUUCCUCAUAUCUUCUUUUGUUAUUUUGUAAUUCAUAUUUGGUCAGCAAAUCAUUAUUAUUCCCUCUAAUUGGAGAAAUGGAAGCAGAAGAAAUAGUUCCAAGGUUCAGCAAA
Molecule: messenger RNA, 7818 nt
Organism: Benincasa hispida (wax gourd)
Lineage: Eukaryota; Viridiplantae; Streptophyta; Magnoliopsida; Cucurbitales; Cucurbitaceae
Gene: SDG2
Product: SET domain protein 2
Molecular function (GO): protein binding
Source: RefSeq, a predicted model, not a curated record